UCACUCUGUUGCCCAGGCUGGAGUGCAGCGGUGCGAUCUCAGCUCACAGCAACUUCCAUCUCCUGGAUGCAAAUGAUUCUCCUGCCUCAGCCUCCCAGAAGUUGAACUAAUUGACACCUACCACCGCUUGCUGGAGGUUGAGGACGCCCAGUGAGUGUGCACCCGGGCUGGAGAAGGGAGGAGGUAUGGCCCAGAAAAGAGACACAGAAAGGUAAUCCAAGAGGGCUUUCUGGAGGAGGUGGCAGCUGAGCCUAGAGGUGAAUUUCGUUGGGGAAGAGGGAGUGAGGCCUAGGCAGCUUAGGCCAUGACCCCCAUGGUGGGAGACGGCUGCAUAAGGGUCUCUCUCCUGGCAUCCAUCUUUACCCAUGCCUGGACAUCCUACCCCCAUCACCCUUUAACCCCCGAGGGCCUUGGCUGGGUCCCAGAAAUUCCCAGGAGGGUGCUCAGAGAAGACCACGGGGACUCUCAUCACCCCCACCCUGGCUCACUUCCAAAAAGGCUGCAAGAAGGGUGUUGGAGGGUCUCCUGGAGGCUGCCAAGGGCAUUUUCUCAUGGAGCCCACGUCUCUCCCCGAUCGUGGUGGCUGUGAUCGGUAAUUCCAGGUUCAUACUGGCUACAGGUGGAUGAUGCCCACCUGGCUGCUGAUGACUUCUGCACCAAGUGAGGCUGGGUCUCUGGAGCUGCCCCAGGGGCUGGACAAGCUGACCCUGCCUGGAGCCAACCUGGAGAUGCAGCCUGAGAACCUCAAGGAGGACCUGGUCUACCUGAAGAAGAACCACGAGGAGAAGGUUCUAGGUCCCAGGGAAUCCAAGGCUCAACCCAAGGAUAGAGAUCCAAGGUCCUGCCGGGGCGGUCAGGAGGUCUUACAUGCCCUGUCCUGUGGCUUCCUUCUCAGCCGAGCUCUGUGCUGCUCUAAGCUGGGGGAGCCUACUCCCCGAGAAGCAGGACACCCGGAAGGUGUUUCCCCCUGGCGUUGAGGCUGGUUAUACAAUUGCUUUCCUCCAGCAGAUUAACAUUUGCUAACGGGGCCUGGCGCGGUGACACCAGCGUAAGGUUGCUUUUUGCAUGCCUGUGCUGUGGGGUUGGUGGGGUUGGUGGUGGGGGCAAGGCGGUGGUAGGGGCGAGGCCAGGGCAGUGAGUGAGGUCGCCCAUGGUCAUCCUCCACCGUGCUGGGGGGUUGUCAUCUCUCGGGGCUUAGCACUUGCUGGGGAUGGGUGAAGUCCAGUCCCGAGUCACAGUGUGUGUUGGGGGAGGUUGCUGAUGUUCAUAGCCCUGUAUGUUUGAGUAAUGACAACAUCCAUCUCCACCUUCAGGGUGAGGAGCUGUUGGCCUAUCUGUGUCUGUCUGUCUGUCUGUCUGUCUGUCUGUCAUCCGUACCUGUCUCUCCGAGGGAGAGAAGGCAGGCCCCAGGGUCUUUCCCCAGGAUGGCCUUGGGUGAGUUCCUGCUGUCCUCUCUGCCCAGGAAAUGAACGCCCUUUGAGGUCAGGUGGACGAGGAUGUCAGUGUGAAGAUGGACACUGUGCCUGGAGUUGAACCUGAGCUGCAUCCUGAAUGAGAUGUGUGACCAGGACAAGAAACUGGUGGAGAAGAGCUGCAAGGAUGCCCAGGGCUGGUUCUUCAGCGUGGUGGGUGGCCGUGUGUAAGCAGGUGUGCACACGUGUGGGCACAUAUGCUGUGUGCUGGUGCAGUUGGAACACUGGCAGAUUCACAGGCUGUCCCAGUUGGAAGGACUUUUGGAAACCAGUCGGACCAGCCCUUCAUGUCUUCGAUGUAAAAUGUGAGGCUCAGAGAGGACUCAAGCUCACACAGCCCUUCACUGUGGCCUGCAAAAUAGCUCCAGUUCUCUGCAAGUCUGGUCUUGGGUUUCCACCACAGCUGUUUACAGGACGUGUGUAUUUGAGUACAUACGCAUACCCUUGGCAAGCACAGGCUGAGUGUGUCCGGUGUCCUAGGGACAGCAACAGGUGCAAAAGAAUAACACCCAGUGCCUGUCUUUGAGGUGCUGUAGUUCGGUAGGAGUAAGAAAUGCAAACGACCGCAGAGCAGGCUGAAUUCCUCCAAGGUCCAACGUGGGUGCAGAGGGUCUUUGUGUGCAGGUGCCUUUGGGGCCCCAUAAAGGCCAGGGAGGGUUUAGGGGGAUGGUUCUGGGAGGCGAGGGCUCAGGAACAGCCUCUUUCCUGUGCCCCACUUCUGAAAGUCUCCAUAAACCCCUGUGGCCCACUCUGCCUUCCAGAGAGAGGGGCUGAACUGCGAGGUGGCCACCAACACAGAGGCCCUGCAGAGCGGCAGGACGGAGAUAUGGAGCUCUACAUCUCUGUGCAGAACCUGAGCCGUCCCAGCUCAGCAAGAAAGCAUCGCUGGAGGGCAGCCUGGUGGAGACGGAGGUGUGUUACAGGACCCAGCUGGCCCAGCUGCAGGGGCUCAGCAGAAGCAUGGAACAGCAGCUGUGCGAGCUCUGCUGUGAUGCAGAGCACCGGGACCACGAGCACCAGGUCCUUCUGGACGUGAAGACGCGGCUGGAGCAGGAGAUCGCCACCUAUAGCCGCUUGCUAGAGGUUGAGGACGCCCAGUGAGUGUGCACCCAGGGGAACCUCCUCUGCCAGGGCCUGCCUCUCCCCAGCAGUGCUUGCCGGGGCCUGGGCUGGCUGGCAUCCCUGGGUCGAUGGGUGCUCCUCUCCCUGCAGGCUGGCCACUCAGUACUCCUUGUCCCUGGCCUCGCAGCCCACCCAGGAAGCCACAGUGACCAGCCACCAGGUGUGCCAUCGUGGAGGAAGUCCAGGUUGGAGAGGUGGUCUUCUGUGAGCAGGUCCAUCUCUCCACCCACUGAGGCCCCUUUCUGCCUGUGACAGCCCCACCUCGAGGGUCACGGCACAGCCAUCAGCUCCAGCUCCCAGCAUGCUACUGCCACGCCCCGAGUGUCUGUCUGGGCACCGGUCCAUGACCUGUUGUCUUUCUGUAUCUACUUUCUGCAGCCCCUCACUGAGGAGGCCUCCUGGGUUUGUCCAGUGCCUGCUAUUAAAGCUUUGCUCCAAGUUCAA
Molecule: messenger RNA, 3038 nt
Organism: Pan troglodytes (chimpanzee)
Lineage: Eukaryota; Metazoa; Chordata; Mammalia; Primates; Hominidae
Exons: 6
Coding region: 624-977 (117 amino acids)
Source: RefSeq, a predicted model, not a curated record